Pomacea canaliculata is the source of this 5245-nucleotide messenger RNA. RefSeq names its product E3 ubiquitin-protein ligase RBBP6-like. Gene Ontology annotation, cellular component: nucleus. Bases 80 to 5245 code for a protein of 1721 amino acids. Gene Ontology annotation, biological process: mRNA processing; ubiquitin-dependent protein catabolic process; protein ubiquitination. The transcript is spliced from 21 exons. Gene Ontology annotation, molecular function: ubiquitin protein ligase activity; nucleic acid binding; zinc ion binding. The record is from RefSeq and is a predicted model, not a curated record. Lineage: Eukaryota; Metazoa; Mollusca; Gastropoda; Architaenioglossa; Ampullariidae.
GACGUCAACAAUUGUUCUACAACAUGAGGGAGCCAUGUUAGUAUGUCUUGUAUAGGGAAGGUAAACUUAAAGAAAAAUCAUGUCUUGUGUUCACUACAAGUUCAAGAGCAGUCUUGAAUAUCAGACUGUAACUUUUGAUGGUCUCCAUAUAUCUGUGGGUGACUUGAAAAAGGAAAUUGCUAAUCAAAAACGAAUGCGUCCUGGAGACUUUGAACUGGAAAUAACAAAUGCCCAAACAGGAGAAGUCUACAAGAAUAACAACACGCUGAUACCCAAGAAUGCAUCAGUGAUCGUGUUUCGAGUACCUGUCAGUUUGUGUUCAGCAAGCAGCACACAGAAAUCAUGGGAGGCUUACAAGCAGGAAGUUGCCAAAGCAAGAGAGCAGGAGAGGCAGAUGAAUCAGGAGCAGUUGAAACAGACGCCAGACCUUGCCAGUGCAUCAGGAUCUGAGAUAGAUAAGGUGAUGGCUGCUCUGCACCAGUCUAACAAGGGGUUUGAACCUUCAAAUUAUGUUGGGAAACACCACACAGGGCCUGUUCCUGAGUCCUACGUCUGUCGCAAAUGCAACCAACCUGGGCACCACAUCACUACCUGCCCACAUAGAGGGGAAAUCCUGGAGCCAAGAAUCAAAAGAACCACAGGCAUCCCUGCCAGUUUUCUCACAUAUGUAGAUGAUCCUCUAGCGCCAGGAGCCUUGCUUACCCAUCGGGGCCAGUUUGCAGUGCCAACUAUUGAUGCCAUGGCAUAUAAAGAAGGCAAGAAAGAACGACCUCCGUUCUUACCACAGCCUGUGGCUCAAGAGCCCGAAAAACCAAAGAUACCACGUGAGCUAAAAUGCCAACUUUGUCAGGACCUGAUGACUGAUGCUGUUGUCAUUCCAUGCUGUGGCAAUAGUUACUGUGAUGAGUGUAUCAGAACUGCUUUACUGGAGACAGAAGACCAUAGGUGCCCAACAUGCCAUCAGCGAGGAGUGUCUCCUAAUGGGAUUAUUCCCAACAACAGCCUGCGUUCAGCUGUCCAGGCUUUCACCAAUGAUAGUGGAUACUCAAAAACACGUCGUCUGUCUGCAGAAAACCCAGUUUCACAUUCAUCUCAGCCCCCAACACCAACAUCUCAUGGCGCCCCACGGCUCACACACCUUGGACGUGGUGAUCACAGCAUGCCCACACAGGAUGCACAGCACCAUCCACCUCAUGAUCAGCAGCACCUGCCACCACAUGAGCAACAGUUGCAUCCAUCCCAUGAACAGCACCAUCUCUCUGCUCAUGACCAAAUUCAUGACCAGCGUCACCAUCACCGUGCCCGUGAUCAGCGUCACCCUCGCCAAGACAGGCUUUUGUCAGAACAGCAUCGCUCACAGAGUCACCAAAAUGCUCGUUCUCAUCUACCUGAGCAUGGUUCAUCAUCUGGCCACCAGAUCCAAGCAUUGACGGUUGCCCAUGGUGCUGCCAGUCAGCCCCCUCCUUCUCCAAUUCAUCCAACACGUCAGCCUCUUCCUCAGCUAAGUGUGCGUACAUCAUUGCCACAGGCACCUCCGGUCUACGUGUCCAGCACUCUGACCACAACAAGCACUGCUGGGUACUCUCCACAGUCUUUGCAUUCACCUGGUGCUGGUACAGGAUAUGAAGAUGAUGGAUUGGAGCAGGGCAUUCCUGUCCUUGGAAAACCAACAAGCAAAGGACGAGGUAUUGCAAGAGGCAGCCACAUGCAUCCUGCAGAUGCUGCUCACUAUCCUGGAGUACAACCUGUCGCUGCAGUUGCACCGGGUGUUCCUACAGUUGCCUACGCCACUCCACCACCUGGCUACCCAGCCUACUCUGUGCCUCCCCCAGGCUAUGCCUAUCCUUCAGGCAUUCCUUCAGUGUAUGCUGCAUCCACCUAUCCAGCAUAUCCAGGGAUGGCUAUGAGUGUCAUCCCUGUUUCAGGGGAAGAUAGCAGUAAAAGUAAACCAAAACCAAGAGACAUCUUUGAAGACUUUGCCAAGGAUCUCAUAGAAAAGGGUCGGGAAAGACCUUUUAAGCUAAGUCGUAGUCGUUCAAGAUCACGCAGCUAUACACCACGUGACAGUCGAAGGUGGUCUCGAGGACGUAGCUGGUCCAGCAGAUCACGCUCAAGAUCAUACAAAAGUCGUUCCAGAAGUCGAAGUCCUCGCCGCCCAAGAUCACGGUCACGAUUGAGGUCACUGUCUCGUGGUAGAUCUCACACUCCUUUGAGGCGUUCCAGAACACGAUCUGUGUCUAUUGGCCGAGGAAAAUCAAGGUCAAGAGAGAAAUCAAGGUCACCACCAAGAGAUAGAUCAAGAUCUCAGGAGAGUGGUCGCUACAGAUCUCGCACGCCUGAUAGUGGUAGCAGAUACAGGUCUUCCAUCAAAGGCAAGUCAAGAUCACCAAGUGGCAGCAAAUUCCGAUCACCACGUAGGGGCACAUCCAGAUCACCCAUGAGAGGUACUCCACGAUCAGCAAGUCGAGGGAGGUCCAAGUCCUGGUCACGUUCACCAAGAGGGAGAUCAAGGAGCAGGAGUCGGUCAUUUACUCCAAAGCGAAGGAAUCGAUCAUUCAGCCCUUCACCACGAAGUCCUCGUAGGAAACCCAGUAGAAGCUUGUCACAUUCCAGAUCACGAUCAUGGUCUUCUCCACGUCCACGUUCAAAAUCUUUCUCGCCUCAACGCAUCAAGUCUCCACUGCGGCCUAAACCUUUCCGUCGUUCCUCUUCACCCUACCAAAAUCGUUCGCUGUCGCCCAGUUACAGGAUAAAUGGUCCUUCACCACCACCUGUGCGAGGAAUGCUUAGAGGACGUGGGAGAGCAAGAGGGAGAGGUAGGAGAGGAGACUGGGUACCGCCACCGUUUCGACCUUAUGGCGGUGACCGUGGCCACCGAAUGAUGCAUCCAGCUGCAAGAUUUCCAGUUCCUUACCAUAAUAUGUUACCUGAAGACUACUACAGACAAACUGCUCAGUAUGAACAAUACUACCAUGACUAUUAUGCCAAGUAUGGACCAAAUGCACCGCCACCUCAGCCACCUCCUUGGGCUCCAAAUUAUGGCCCAAUGCAUGUCCUUCCUGCUCCUGCAGGAGGUUGGCAGCCUCAAAUGCCACCACACCAGCCACAACCACAUCGUCCACCACCACCCCAGCUACAGUCUCAGAUACAACAGCGGCCACCACCCCAGCAGCAUUUGUCUCCUCUUAAGGAACGUCCAUCUUCUCAGGAGAAGGAGAAAAGGCGUUCAGCUACACCUGAGCCCCCAGGAGUUGAAAAGCAGCCAGGUGGACAGCCUGGCAGCACUGAAGACAGGAAAGAUUUCCACAGGGACCAGGGCAGAGACUUUAGCAAGGAAACCAACCAAGAGCAAGGAAGAGACUUUACCAGAGAGCCAGGCCGAGAACAGGGUAGAGAUCAUCCCCGUGAUCAGAACAGGGAAUAUUCCAGAGAACAUGGACGAGAUUAUCUCAGGGAACAAAACAGAGAUUAUCACAGGGAACAAGGGAGAGAUUAUCACAGAGAACCAGGCAGGGACAUGGGCAGAGAACCAGGCAGAGACUUCCCUCGAGAGCCAGGUAGAGAUUAUCCAAGAGACAUGGGGAGAGACUAUAACAGAGAGCCUGGACGAGAAGGUGCUAAAGAAUAUAACAGGGACUAUGGCAAAGACUACUACAGAGAUGCGAACCAUAGGGAUUAUAGACGAGAAUUGGCUAGAGACUUUAACAGAGACUAUGGUAGAGACCAGGGUAGGGACUAUGCUAGAGAUCAAGGUAGAGAGUAUUACAAGGAGUCUGGCAAAGACCUCCCAAGAGAGCGGGACUACCAUGGCAGAGUCGAGUCUAGGGAAUAUUCAAAGGAGCGGGAGAGACUGGAAAAAGACCGUAGUAGUGAAGACAGAAAAAAGAAGAUUGUUGAUAAACAUUCUAAAAAGGAGAGUAAAGAAAAGAAAGUUAAGAAGAAAAUGGACAAGAGCACAGAGGACAAGGAAAGUGUGGCGAUCAAGAAGAAAUCAGCCACUAAACAUGCCUCAUCAUCAGAUGAAAAGGGUCCUGCAGAAAAGAAGAUAAAGAAGACUUCAGUAGCUGAAGGUGCAGAAAAGCCGGCCGUUGUCAGAAAGAAAGUUGUGUCUGGGAAGGUGAAGAAGAUAAAGGCAGCAGCAUCUGAAAACAAGCAAGGUGCUUCCAGUGUGUCUGAGGUACCUGUAUCAAAGAACCUCAUCCAGAUACCUAUAGGUGCUUUAGCAGAAUCGGGCGAGAAUGCACAACCAAAAACAGAGCUUGAUGGCAUGGGCACAAUCACACAAACACAGAAGUUGGACAUGGCUGCAGAAAAAGCUGCACCCAAAAAGGUGGUGAAAAGGAUAAAGAAAUUGAAGGUAUCAGAGUCGAAAACUGAGUCUUCUUCAGCCUCUGAAAGUGAAAAGACAAAAAUAAAAAUCCCAGCCAAAGUUGGUGGAGACAAUCCUGUAACAAAAGCCAAGAUAAGCGACCAGGUUUCUGAAAAUAUUUCACAGGAUGUGAUAGUAGAAAAGAAACUUCCUGCAGUUAAGAAAGAAGAGAAAACAGAAGUUGGACAAGAAAGUGUAUUUGAGGUAGCUGCUGAAGAAAAGGCUGAAGACUUUGCUUCUAUAAAGAAAGAGGACUUAAGCCGCGAUGAGCUGCUGCUUCCACCUCCAGAACCAUCCAAGUGGGAACAGGAAGACUUCGACUGGAGCAGCUCAGAUGCGCAGAACCUUAGGAAGAGACCACUCCAGGCAGAGAAAAAGACCUUCUUACCCAGGUCGGUGCUGAACCGUGCUGAGAAGUAUAUCACUCAAAAGCCAGUCCGCCCUGCGGUUGCCCCCGUUGUUUCAAGAGCGUCACCCAGUAAAAGAAGAGUGUAUGUUGAGGAGAAUGAGUCUCACAAACGUGAGGACAAAGAUGAGCGUAAAGUAAAAACAAACCGCUCUAGUUCCCUUGACAUGCAAAUUACCAUAACCAAAAGCGAAAGGAGGAGUCCAGACCAUGAAGGCCACAGUGUCAAGGCAGAGGCUAGGAGAUUACAUCAUGAAGAGAGCCAUCGGACUGUAGUAAGAGCUGGGGAUGAAUCAGGACAUGAAAAGUCAUCAUCACGACGACGUGUCUCUGAGGAAACAUCUAAAAAGCGCUCAUCUAGUCCGAGAAGGGACCGACAGAGUGAUGGCAAGACGUCCACUGAAGACAGUGGAAGUGAUGGCUCUCCCGUACAGUUGAAGCCAUUCAUUCAACAUGCUCCAGUUUCUUAA